Alternaria ventricosa is the source of this 609-nucleotide messenger RNA. RefSeq lists its product as uncharacterized. The coding region runs from base 1 to 609 and encodes 202 amino acids. The record is from RefSeq and is a predicted model, not a curated record. Lineage: Eukaryota; Fungi; Ascomycota; Dothideomycetes; Pleosporales; Pleosporaceae. The transcript is spliced from 3 exons.
AUGAUAGGUCAUGAUAGACGCGAUUCGAGGCGCGCAUUCGAUGAUCGACAACGCGAUCGCUCAAGAGACGGCUUCAAACGUGAACCCAGCUAUGAGUAUGAGCGUCGUCCACGCAGUCCUUUGGGUGAUCGGGAUGAGCAACCGAUAUCCGGUCGCGGUGACAGCAGCGACCGUGAAUGCAGCCCUUUGACUGGAGACGAUGAGCAUGACGAUCGAAAGGACAGCACGAGGAGCAUUAGACGCGACUUGACCAAGAACUACACCAAAGAGAACGACCCGUACUGGUACCCCGGCAAGGGAAAAUACUCGCACCCCACCAAGAUGCCCUCUCAGAACCCGCACGACCCCAAACCACGCAACCCGAAGCGCACCCAGAGCUGUCGCACCGAAUCGCCCGGACACCGUCACGAACGUAUCGAGCGGAAGCAUGACCGUCGAGAGGACGAAAAGGAACGUCUGCUUAAUGGCGACAUUGGAACCCCGCCUCCCGACGCCGGUCCCAACUGGGCAAAGAACCGUAUUGCGACUUUGGAAAAGUACGCCAAGAGGACAAAGAAGAGGCACAAGAAACAUGAAAAGCGUAUGCGCAAGGCAGGAGAGCAGACUUAG